ACCUGACCCGUGCGCGCUUAUAACGCAGAUGACACAGACACGGCUAUGCACGGGACUUAAGCACAGCCUUCAAAAUAAGCAUUAUAUAAGACCAGUCACACACAUCACAUCGGCGACCAGAAGAAACGGCAUUUGUUUGGAAAAACUUUGCUUUCUCGUGAACUGCGCGCGGCCCCGCUAUGAGUUCGCGUACUAAUAUUUCUUGUUUACAAGAAGCCAAACGGGUGGCUAUCUUCGGUGGCACGCAUGGAAACGAGAUGUCUGGCAUUGUGCUGGCAAAUAUGUGGUUACAGAAUGCAACGGAGAUCGAAAGAAACGGACUGGUGUGCAAGCCGUUCAUAACCAACCCGAGAGCGGUGGAGAAAUGCACCAGGUACAUCGACACUGAUCUGAACCGAGCCUUCACGCCGGAGAACCUCAGUGCUUCAGAAUUGGAAGCGCUGCCAUAUGAAGUCCAGAGAGCCAAGGAAAUCAAUCAGAUGUUCGGACCCAAAGGAGGCUCGGAUGCGUAUGAUGUCAUCUUCGACCUUCACAACACCACCUCAAACAUGGGCUCCACCCUCAUACUGGAGAGCUCGACUGACCUCUUCAACCUUCAGAUGGUGCAUUAUAUCAAAAAAGCUAUGGCCCCUCACACCUGUUCAGUUCUGCUCAAUGAACAUCCGCAGCUGAAAUAUUCAACAACACGCUCGGUGGCCAAACACCCUGUCGGUCUUGAGGUGGGCCCACAACCACAGGGUGUUUUGAGAAGCAAUGUGUUUGAGUCUAUGAGGACGAUACUGAAGCAUGCGCUGGACUUCAUCGAGCUUUUUAAUAAUGGUGUAGAGUUUCCUCCAUGCACAGUAAAUGUUUUCAGAGUCCAGGAGAGAAUGGACUAUCCCAGAGACACCAAUGGAAACAUCACAGCCAUGGUGCAUCCGCAUCUACAGGACUGUGACUGGGAGCCUCUGAACCGGGGUGACCCGAUGUUCCUUACUUUCGAUGGGAGAACAAUUCUUUAUGAAGGUGCCAGCACAGUGUACCCUACGUUUAUUAAUGAAGCGGCCUAUUAUGAGAAACAGCAGGCAUUCGUGACCACUUGUAGGGAAAUACUAGCUGCCAAUGCUAUCAGAAAAGCAUUCAAGUAAUCUUUUGUCUUAUUAAAAAUAAUCACUAUGACAGGGUGAUAACACAGAAAGUGUGCUUCAUCUAAACAACAUUUUGCUAAUUCUUGAAAAUGACAAUAGAGAUUUAUUUGUUGUAAUUGCCACAGGAUUAUUUAGGAGAACCUUUAAAAAAUUUAUAUGAGAAUACAUUUAUAUGGGUCAAAGAUGAAGCUUCAGCAUCAGAAUGAUAAUAAUUAGCUCUAUUUUUUAUACAUGAGUAGUUUUUUCAAAUGAUUAUCAUACAUUUUUUGACGUGAAUUACUGGAGAUACCUACUAAAAUGUAUUCUGAUCUAAUAGCUGUUGUUUAUAUACCAAAAAAAAGUCAUAUUUUGAUCAAAAAAUCAUUUAAUGACAUUAAUAAUUACAGUGCAAUAUUUGCCAUUAUCUUUCAAACCACUGUUAUAAUCAUGUAAAACUAGCACAACCACUUCUGCUUUUGUAUAUUUUGUGUAAGCACUGUUCAGAACAAUAAUGUUGUUUCAUUUAUAUUUAACUAUAUUAGUGUUGGGUAAUGAUUAAUUACUAUUAAUCGCAAUAUAUAUAAAUGUUUUAUCAAGUAUAUAAACGCGUGUGUGUUUAUACACUCACCGGCCGCUUUAUUAGGUACACCUGUCCAACUACUCGUUACGGCAAAUUUCUAAUCAGCCAAUCACAUGGCAGAAACUCAAUGCAUUUAGGCAUGUAGACAUGGUCAAGACGAUCUGCUGCAGUUCAAACUAGCAUCAGAAUGGGGAAGAAAGGUGAUUUUAAGUGACUUUGAAUGCGGCAUGGAUGUUGGUGCCAGACGGGCUGGUCUGGGUAUUUCAGAAACUGCUGAUCUACUGGGAUUUUCAUGCACAACCAUCUCUAGGGUUUACAGAGAAUGGUCCGAAAAAGAGCAGUUCUGAGGGUGCAAAUGCCUUGUUGGAUGUCAGAAGAAAAUGGCCAGACUGGUUCAAGCUGAUAGAAAGGCAACAGUAACUCAAAUAACCACUCGUUACAACUAUGGUAUGCAGAAGAGCAUCUCUGAAUGCACAACACGCCUAGCAGAAGACCACACUGGGUGCCACUCCUGUCAGCUAAGAACAGAAAACUGAGGCUACAAUUUGCACAGGCUUGCCAAAAUUGGACAAUAGAAGAUUGGAGAAAUGUUGCCUGGUCUGAUGGGUCUCGAUUUCUGCUGCAAUAUUCGGAUGGUAGGGUCAGAAUUUGGCAUCGACAACAUGAAAGCAUGGAUCCAUCCUGCCUUGUAUCAACAGUUCAGGCUGGUGGUGGGGGUGUAAUGGUGUGAGGAAUAUUUUCUUGGCACUUUGGGCCCAGUAGUACCAAUUGAGCAUCGUGUCAACGCCACAGCCUACCUGCGUAAUGUUGCUGACCAUGUACAUUCUUUUAUGACCACAGUGUACCCAUCUUCUGAUGGCUACUUCCAGCAGGAUAUUGCGCCACGUCAUAAAGCGCCAAUCAUCUCAGACUGGUUUCUUAAACAUGACAUUGAGUUCAUUGUACUAAAAUGUAGUCACCAUAUCUCAAUUCAAUAUAGCAUCUUUGGGAUGGACC
Molecule: messenger RNA, 2682 nt
Organism: Danio aesculapii
Lineage: Eukaryota; Metazoa; Chordata; Actinopteri; Cypriniformes; Danionidae
Gene: aspa
Product: aspartoacylase
Molecular function (GO): hydrolase activity, acting on ester bonds; hydrolase activity, acting on carbon-nitrogen (but not peptide) bonds, in linear amides
Source: RefSeq, a predicted model, not a curated record